AUGGGCGCUUGUUUGGUAUACUUGUAUGCUAAGUUAUCUGAAGGAUGUAUGUGGAAGACGAAGCAUGUGACAGGAAGUAUCACACUUUUAACGCAUUUUGCACACAUCUCUGGCUGGCCACUUGAGCCAACUUAUAUCGAGGAUAAGCCGCGUGCUUCUGCUUUCUCCCCGCUCAGAGGGAACCAGGCGAUAGAGCCGUUCAGGGUGUAUAUUGAUCGCUUGGUCUUUGAGGAUAUACAAUUCCAUUGUUACAUCGAUCACCAUGAGACAAUUCCUUUUAAUGACAUUGACUUAUACUUGGGGUGGUUGGCUUGCAGGUCGCGUUUGACGGCUCUUCAUCUUCCUGAGCGUGUCAUGCGUCAGUUAGGCUACAUGCAGUUUAUUCCUAAAGACCCUUUUGUGUCUACUCCUCUCACUGUGAAACAUGAGGAUAUGAAUGUUAUGUUUGAUUAUUAUGUCAAUCAUCUGGUACCAGAUGAGCCACAAAAUACCAUAGCACCGAACGACUAG
Vicia villosa (hairy vetch) is the source of this 510-nucleotide messenger RNA. RefSeq lists its product as uncharacterized. The record is from RefSeq and is a predicted model, not a curated record. NCBI's taxonomy places the organism in Eukaryota, Viridiplantae, Streptophyta, Magnoliopsida, Fabales, Fabaceae. The coding region runs from base 1 to 510 and encodes 169 amino acids. The transcript is spliced from 2 exons.